CGUUCACAAGAGCAGAGCUGAAUUUUUUUCUUGAAUUUGUUAAGAGAAGAUUUAAAAUCGGCAGGCUCGAAUCAAAUGGAUAAAAGAAUCAACAAAAGACGACCAUGUCGUCCCGUGAGCGAGUUGAUAACUCUUUUUGAUCAUCAAGAAGCCGAAAAGUCAAAAGCUUCACAAUGGCGAAGUGAGAACGCUUUGAAUUUACCUAAAUCACCGCAAAUUACUCACAAAAGAAACUCAGCAAGUUUGAGUCGCUCUGGGAAUUCGGAAAUUUCAAAGUCAAGCGAGUGUGUUCAGGCGGAAAGCGUUCGCGACAAAUCCUGUGUAACUGGAGGCAAAGCGGGAACUAGAACAGCGAGACCUCCACUGCAAGCUAAACAAACACACGGGAAAACCCUCGAGAAAACAAAGAAGAAAGUAAUGGAAGAAAAACGCAGAGACAAAAACGAUCUUGAUAUCCCUGAAUCUCUUAAAAAAGAAGCAAAACAAGAGAAACAAGCGGUGAGAAAUAACUCAGAUGGCGACAGUGAAAGCGACACUGAAAGCUGUACUCGCAAGAAGUUUCCAUUGGAUGACUCGUUAGCUGUUUUGCGACGCGAAAUGCAUUCACUGCGUAAACAAGACGUCGAGUUAAUGAGUCAGCUACUCGCACUCAACUCGAGCAUCCAAGACAUCAAGUCGAGUUCCAGUUCUAUGUCUAACUACUCAGACACGUCCGACGCCGAGACAGAAAUCGAAAACAACUCGCCAAUCCGUCAAGCUUGGCAUCAAAGAGAAAGCUCUACAGGAUCCGACACAAGUGACUUUGAGAUUCGCAGAGGAACACUAAGACCAACCUACAAACAAAGCAAUGUUAACCGUGACAGCCUGGGAUCUGAAGUUAGUGGUUACUAUAGCAAUCCGUCUCCAAGGAGCUCUUAUCAUGGAAGUAAAAGUUCAUUAAAUGCUUAUGACGUCAGUGGGGCUGAGUCGUUCGUCAGCAGAAGCGAAUGCUGUUCACCUCAACCGUCAUCACCAGUCAGCGCUGACCCUCCUUUUACGCAUGCAUAUCACUGCAGACAGAAAACAUGGCUCAACCAAGAUCUCUUAGGACUGGGAAUGACAGGAAGUGAUCCAAUGCUUAACCGUGAUUUCCCGGAUGGAGAUAAGCUUCAGCCCCCUGUGCAUUCAAAAGCGUUUCACGCUGGAGACGAGAAGGUUAGAAGAAUGAGUCUCCAACAGAAAAGACUUUACAGCCGACGAAACACGGCCUGCAGUACAUUGAGCGACAUGUCUCGCAGCGGAAGUGACCAUUCACUCAGCGGAUAUGACUUCGAUAGCGACAAUAGCCGUACAUCAGUGCAAUCAAGUCGUAUACAAAAAUGGCAACGUUCAAAGAGCACUUGCGCACUGAAUGGCGCUCACAACAGUACUUCAAGAACGCCUAUCAAAAACACAAUCAAAGUCGAUUUACGCAACAACCCUCCCACCCCAGGGACAGCCAUUGAGCUCAUUUUACCUAUUCAGCCUCUGCAACCAACUAGACGAAACUCUGCAUUGCGCAUGGCAGAGAGAAAACAAGUGAAUAAGCUUAACAGCCUUAGCAAAAGACAGAGCACAAUCUGGUGACUAGCGGCAAGAAACGAACCGGGAAGACUGGAUCAUUUCAGAACAAAAUCGAGCAUUCAUAAGUAAUGACAUUGUUAAACAUUAUACAAGGUAGCAUAGCUUCACAUUUGAACAAAUCACAUGCAGUGGUUCUCCUAGGACGGUGAAAGAAUAGUCGAACUAAUAGUUACUCAUCAAAGACAUCGCUUUUUGUUGUUGUGUUUUUCAAGUAUUUUGGUCACUAUCAACUAUUACAAAAUAGAUAGUAAGUCAUGUUCUGUUCACUGUCGAUGGAAAAAUACUCUAUAGAUAGACAUUAAGUUUAACUGUACAAAUGGCCUGAGUACUAGCCGAUUUUGAAAUUUUUGAUCUCUGUAAAAAUCAAUCACUUUUAUAUCAAAGACUCACGCAAAACUUAAAAAAACAUAAAUGAAGGAGUUUUUUUUCGUUUUGUUUGGAUCUUUUAAUCUUAUUUGGUUUCUAGUAAUAGUCGUUAUACAAGACUCACUGUAAGGUAAACGAGUUGUAAUGAGAGCAAUGCUUUCAAGCGAUAGACUAGAAUAUUAUUUUUAUACAUACUGCUGGCGAAUAACAAAAGAUAUACGACUGCAUGCAUAUCGGAUGAGCAGUUAAUCCUCAAAAAUCUUUUCUAUAGAAAACAGCUAAGACAACUAACUAACAAUGCACGGAACUAGAAUCAUAAAGAAGUCGUUUAUUAAGCAUUUUUUAAAUGAAAGGUAACGAUUAUGAUCUUUUAAGUGCUGCUUUUGGGGUUUUCAACGAAGUUUAAAAAUGUAGAAUAAUUGUAUGAUUUAAAAAUGGUAGCUUUUGAAACAAUUAAGUUUAGAAAAAAAACUAAUUAAUGUUGGCAGAUAAAAUUUGAUUUUUACUUUAUUAAAAAGCGUACUGGUAAUAUUUCAUAUUACUUGAUCCCAAGAAAGUCGAAUGAUUCAUGUCGGCUAUAUAGCAAACUAAUGCAAUUCGUUAAUAUUCUAAUCUUAUUAUUGAAAUCACACUUACCUGUUAAUUGAGAAAUUAAAAAGUCAUUUAAUAGAC
Messenger RNA from Exaiptasia diaphana, 2640 nucleotides. RefSeq lists its product as uncharacterized. The record is from RefSeq and is a predicted model, not a curated record. Bases 76 to 1605 code for a protein of 509 amino acids. The transcript is spliced from 2 exons. Lineage: Eukaryota; Metazoa; Cnidaria; Anthozoa; Actiniaria; Aiptasiidae.